Molecule: messenger RNA, 3045 nt
Organism: Gasterosteus aculeatus aculeatus (three-spined stickleback)
Lineage: Eukaryota; Metazoa; Chordata; Actinopteri; Perciformes; Gasterosteidae
Source: RefSeq, a predicted model, not a curated record
UCUGCGCUAGCUAGCUAGCUAGCUUGUAGCUCUCGGUGCAUCCUGACGGUCGCUGAGGACCGGAGCGAUGUGAGGCGCGUGACCGCGGGAGGGAAGCGAUUGUCGGGUCCUGAACACAGACUGGACCCCUCAGGAAGGAGGUCCGAUGCUACAUGAUGUGGAACAUGUGUGUAGGCGGUGGGUCUCCUGACAGAAACACGUCUGCUAGUGUGAGAAGGAGCUGCACAUCAGUACUGAGACUAAUGAGCUGCAGCCUCUGACCGUAAUCCCUGUGAAAGGAGGUGGGCGGGGCUUACAGGUAGACCACACCGUCACCCCAUGACGUCACGAGGCGGCCGCAGUGAAACGGUCCAGACAGCAGCAGUAACAGGAACCAUGGUGACCAAGAAAAUCCGGACGGAGUACAUGAAGAGGUUCAGGGAUCCCAAAUGGGAGACGUUUUCCAAGUGUUACGAGGACUCCCUGAAGUACCGUCUGAGCCGGCGGGUGAUGGAGCAUUCCCACAAGCCCUGGUUCUGGGAGGGCUGGGACAGCAGCUCGGGAUCCAGCGGCUGGUCCACGCCGAGGCCGAGCCGCAACAAAACCGCGCCCCUGUCCGUCGCCCGGCCGGCCGCGGGGGCGAAGCCGAGGACGGACCCGCCUUCUGGGGAAAGGAGAGGCGGAGAAGUGGCCGGAGAAGCGGGCGGAGGCGCUGCGCCCGCCGCAGUUGUAGAAAACGGCGUGAGCGAGGACGGUGGCGGGUCUGCGGCGGCGGUGGCUCCGGACCCCGGCGGGUCCUCGGGGGACGCGGACAGCGGCCCCGCCGACUCCACGUCCUCCGAGGGGGAGCCGACGAACUCGCCGCCGAAGCGACGGCCCCGGCGCCGCACCCCCCCUCGCCAGGACGGCCCCCCCGCCGACGAACCGGCCGCGCCCCGCAAAACGCCGAGAGCGAAGAGCCAGCCGCCCAUCGGCGCCAAGGAGAGCCGCAGGCCGCCCGGCCGCCCGGACUGGGCCGAGAGACACGCGGAGGUCAAGAGGGCGCCGAAUGACAUCCUCACGUCUGACGCCUGCGUUCAGACCCGGCGGGCGUCCGGUAAACGGGCCUCGGAGCCGGACCGGCGGCGGGCUCGCUCUGCCGACCUGGAGAAGACGAGGACGUCUCAGCUGACGGCGGUGGACGACCGCUGGGUGACGGAGUACAUGCGCUGCUUCUCCGCCCGGCUGAGGUAGAGACGGGACCCCCGUCCCCCCCCAGAGCCACGUCUCCUUAUCGGGACAAAGUGAGAACCACGUUGUCUUCAGAGGGAACAAACACCAAGUUUAUAUUAUUAUUAUAUUCUGUAUCUCUAAAUCUCCCCAUCCACUAUUUAUAUGUGUGUUUUUUGCUCGACAGCAGGACACUUUGUUUUUGAUGUCUCUUUUACUUCAAGGAGUAGAACUGAUUGUACUUUAUUUAUUCUGCUGCUUUUCUCUUUAUGUUCAUAGUUUUGUUUGACGAAAGGCAGCUGAGUGUUUGUGACUCAAAGGCAGCAGAAACGGACCAAACUCAAGUAUUUUUGAUAUUUGACUAUUUUGGACCUCAUGUUUAGAUGAGAAUAAGCUACACAGAAACAAUAUGUACCAAAUAAGUAUUUAUUAUGAUGAAUUAUGAAGUAUUUACGAGUAUUUUCUGAGUAGAAACUAUAUUUAAGAUGUGCUGCCUUUAUGAUUCACUUGAAUAAACUUUUAGUUCACAUUUGUUUUAACGAGGAUGAAAACGCUAAAACCAAAUCCUCUUAAUUCACACGUAAGUCUAAUGAACCAAAAGUAUCAGACUCUUUGCUUCAGUACAAUUUUAGAUAAUAACAGAUUAAUUUAAAUGCAACAAUGUAAUAUUGUUAAUUCAUGUCGCUGAAAACAGCUGAAGAUUAAUUUAUUAGAAAACAAGCUACAAGAUAGUUUGCUGAAGUUUUAUUUAGCGGAGGAAUGAAGACUGCCGGCUUAUUAAACUUUCAUCCGUCGAUCAUUAAUUCAAAGCAGUAAUCAUGAAGCAGCUUUGAAAGACAAUUUAAAGUGCUUUACACAUGAUUGACAGGACCAAAACAAGAGGAACACGGAGCGAAGAUAAGAGAAAAAUGAAAUACUUAAAAUGACGUGAUUGUAUUGUGUGUAUUUAUCGAGUGGAGUCAUCACUAACUGAACUGAUCACAUGACCAGAUUAAUCUGGAUCGAUCUGCUCACCGAGUUCAAGUCUUCUUUUUCCAGUUAAAUCAGAAUAUUAUAAAGAAUGUGCUGAGUAUCGGGAUCCCUCAAAGUAACUACCGGGAUCUAAUUUAUAUUACAGUGAAUAAAUAAUCAAGGGAUCUUAACAGGAAACUGUUAAUGAGGAAUUAAAGGGAAAUAAUGUUCAGUUUGGGUCCAUUUGACGUUUAGAUUUAAAUCAAACCGACUCAGAAGAAAAGAUUUGACUGUUGGAACCAACGAUUGUAAAGAAAUGUCAGCGCGACUCAGAGGGCUAAAGUUCACGUUCACACUUAAUUUAAAGUCACUAGUUGAUUUUAGAACCUCGUCACUCUGAAUGUGCAAAACUAUCUUUCCAUUUUAUAUUUCCCUUUGAACAUGAAAAAAUGUUUCUUAAAAGUACAGAAGACCCUUAAAUAUGAAAAAGAAUCCUGUUUGUUUCUACGUUUACACACAGACUCAUUAGUUAUAAAAUGUUUCUUUAGAACAACGUGGUGUUGUGAGCAAACGUCUCAGGUACAAAUACGAUGUUAAUAAAGUCAAAAGUGUUUGAUUCUCUGUGCGGUUUCUGUUUUGGGGCCCGAUGAGACAAAAUGUCUGACAAUCACAGUAAAGUAUCGUAUUCAAACUAAAGAUUAAUAUAAAUGAUGCACUGUGGGAGAAAGUUGCUUUCAUUGGUUUGCUGGAUCUCUGAAGCUUUGACUCAUUUUAUCAGUUAACGUUUAUAUUUUGUGUAACUAUCUGAUAACGUGCACUAAUCACACUGCUGUGAGUGAAUCAUUUGAAUAGUUUAUAUUUGUCUGGUAUUUAAAUAUGGAAUAAAAUCUGUUUUUAUCUGCAUCA